AUGCGUCGGCGUGAAAUCGUCCAGUCGAAGUAUAAGAAACCUUUUAGGUUCGGUGAAACUCCUUCUUUUUUUUUGAGUGUUGGGAAAUCAACUCGAAUUGCCGCAGCUUGUUUGAACAAAUAUCGUCCGGUAUUGCAUGAUGCUAACUCUGAUCUGCACAAAGCUACCGCGCAACGAAUGUUGGAUUUAUUACAUCGUCAAAGUGAUUUAGAAAAGUUGAUUUCCGAUGGUGAACUGUCAUUAAGAAAAAAGUGGAUUACACUAAUGGAUAUAAACAAUAAUUUCGACUUUCCUCAACUUGAUCUUGACAUUCUUCGCGAGUAUACCUGUGGAACUUAUCAACUAGAACAAAGUGCAGCUUAUGCAAAAGCUCAUUUAUAUGAGCAUGACAACGAGUUCGAACUCCAAAUAUCACCUGAUGACGAUCCUCUCAUUCGAUGUCGACUACAUAGUCGACAUUCCAACGCAACUCGUUAUUUUAUAUGCAUUGAUUAUGAUAAACAUGAUAUGAAUGACCCUAUAAAGGACCAUUACUGCCAAUGUAAGAACGGCAAAAGAAUGUUGGGAUGUUGCGGGUAUGUUGCUACAGUUUUAUGGUACCUUGGAUACGCUCGUCAUAUUGGAUAA
Adineta ricciae is the source of this 627-nucleotide messenger RNA. NCBI's taxonomy places the organism in Eukaryota, Metazoa, Rotifera, Eurotatoria, Adinetida, Adinetidae. The record is from the annotation of a GenBank genome assembly.